GUACACUUGGCCCACAUUAUUCCUGCUGGCUUGCAUCUAUGGCAACCUGCUUGGCAACAAGGAGUCAGUUGGGCUGAGGCCCUGAGCCACUAUCAGAAGGGACAAGGCUGAAGUGGAAGAAUUUGGGGCUGUGGGCGGUUUCUCCGAAAGCCAUGGAGUCCUCUGCAGGGCCUGGGAUGCCUUCGCCCAAAUACUGCAGUGUGGCCAGAACCCUGAAGGCGCCUGCCUGGGCCUGCGCCGCUCUGCCCUGGGACUUCUCCUUCAUCUGUCCCCUUGCCCUCCAGGCGCCUUGGCUCACCUGGCACAACCCUCCCACCAGAUAUGUGUCUUACCACCCGUUUCUCCACAUUGGUGACCUGGCAUGCCAGGGCCCUGGCUGGCUGGGAAUAACUGGAGAUGCUGCUGACACAUGGGUCUUGGCAAGAAGGGAAUCAGAUGGCUUUUAUUACCAGGCUCAGAUAAAGCCUGCUCCAGAGCUGGAGAGGCAGGGGGCUCUGCUUGUGGAAUUCGAGACUCCCCUAGUCACAGACCCAAAGCUGCCAGCCCAGCAGCAGAGCGUGGUCUUAGAAGAAGAUGUCAUUCAGUUCCCACCAUCCAAGGAAUCCUCCCUGCGACCUGGGGACAAGGUGCUAGCACUGUGGGGGCCAGGCCGACAGCGGUAUGGCCCAGGCACUGUUCUCUCGGGCUUGGAGGCGAGAGACCCCCAGAGAGAUUCUCUGACAAAGCCUUUUGAAUCUGACGUGAAAAUGGAGACAGGGAGGCAUGCACAAAUGCACUGGGAAGUGGUGGUGAAUGGGGAGCAGAAUCAAAAGAAAUUACUGUUCACUUCUGGAAUGGCAGGACAGCUACAGUGCCUCCAGGUGGGGUCAGAAGGCCCUGAAGAGGAGGAAGCACCGGUGCAAACUCCCGUGGCUGUUUCCUCCUCCUCCUCUGCCUCCUCAGAAGAGGAUUUGGAGAAUGAUCCAGAGAUGAGUCUCCCCCAGAGGCUGAUGGUGGACAGCACGGCCAACACAGACCCUGUCCUUCUCAAGAAGUCUCCAAGGAGGCAGGGUGGCCUCUGCCAGCCCGAGUGGAGGAAUCUGAUGCACUGUCCACUGUGCUGGGACUGGAAGUAACACUUUGGAGUGUGGUCAAGUUGAAGGGGAGGCUGUGGGAAGAAGGAAAUGGCACAGGUUUCCAUUUAAGCAAUAAAGCCCAAGAAAAGAUAGGCUGAUCCUUGUGCUAACGUUUGCAUCCCUAGUUGACUUGUCUUUUCUUUCUUCACUAGUGCCUGAUAGGGCGCUGCCAUUGUCCAUUUUUUGCCUGCCCCCCUCUCCCAUUCCCCUACCUUUUUUACUUGGAGGCCUUGAUUUUUCUCUAGAUGAAUAGUGAAAAUGCUCCCAGUUGUUUAUUAGCCCUCAGUGGCCUGAGCA
Messenger RNA from Manis pentadactyla (Chinese pangolin), 1412 nucleotides. RefSeq names its product chromosome 9 C11orf16 homolog (gene C9H11orf16). NCBI's taxonomy places the organism in Eukaryota, Metazoa, Chordata, Mammalia, Pholidota, Manidae. The coding region runs from base 153 to 1115 and encodes 320 amino acids. The transcript is spliced from 8 exons. The record is from RefSeq and is a predicted model, not a curated record.